Messenger RNA from Letharia columbiana, 2394 nucleotides. RefSeq lists its product as uncharacterized. The transcript has 4 exons. Gene Ontology annotation, biological process: positive regulation of transcription from RNA polymerase II promoter by galactose; DNA-templated transcription. Gene Ontology annotation, cellular component: nucleus. Gene Ontology annotation, molecular function: RNA polymerase II cis-regulatory region sequence-specific DNA binding; zinc ion binding; DNA-binding transcription factor activity, RNA polymerase II-specific. NCBI's taxonomy places the organism in Eukaryota, Fungi, Ascomycota, Lecanoromycetes, Lecanorales, Parmeliaceae. The record is from RefSeq and is a predicted model, not a curated record. The coding region runs from base 1 to 2394 and encodes 797 amino acids.
AUGACUCGGCCCAAGGUUGACCCAGAGAAGAGACAGCGAACCGCCAACGCGUGUGACAGUUGUAAACGGAGAAAGCAAAAGUGUGACGGCGAGCAGCCCUGCAGUACUUGCGACAGGAAACACUUCACUUGUACAUACAAUACCACCGACCCCGCUCAUGAUGCUACCUCCCCUACCCAGCCUUUGGCCAAACGGCGCAUCAGAGAAAGCGACGUCUCCAGUAGACCUGGCUCCCUGCAGAACGGAGGAAGCCCAUCAGCUGCCAAAUACCUCCCAGACGUACCUCUAGGUGUACAAUCAUACCAGCCCCGUGUUAGCACACCGUCCAUUGGGGAUGCUGCCAGAUCCAUAGGCUAUUUCCCACACCGAGCCGAAAUGAAACCAGAGAUCAAAAUGCACUCUGAUCAUGCGUCUAAUAGUGCUGGGGAGGAGGAGGCGGACAAUCAUACAAUGACCCGAAUGUUGGAAGAUGGCACGGGAAGACUGAUAUACAUUGGCGAUGCCUCUACCAUUUCUUUCUUGCAGCUACUUCGCAUGAUCGUUGAGACUACAGUGGGCCCAUCGCCAUUUACCUUGGACCCAGAACGACACAAAAUCAAGGAGACCGCAUUCUCAUUGCCGCCGGACACUGGGCUCACCCAUUUGCUGCCUGAGAAGCAGACCGCCUUGAUUUUAGUGGACUCGUUUUUCGUCAAUACGCACGCUUUGGUUGAGGUGUUUGACGAGAGAGCAUUCCUCGAAAAGAUGGACAGGUGCUAUUCAGACCCUCUCUCAGUCGACCAUAUAUUUCUUUGUCACCUCAACCUCGUAUUCGCAAUUGGACUCUCAUUUGCUACGCCUGAAUCUGGAACCCGGGAAGCCGAGAUCAUCGACUCUUUAAAAGCAAAUUACCCUGAUCAAUCAGAGAUCUUUUUCUUGAAUGCCAAAAGCAUCAACAAUCCCGUCAUUGGCUUCGAAGAUGCCGAUCUCUGGUCGAUACAAGCUUUGAUUCUUAUGGCUUUGUAUCUGCUGUUAAGAUCGAGGAGAAACCCGGCAUUUGCCUACAUUGGCAUGGCGGUGCGCACAGCGUAUACUCUCGGCUUACAUCGUGAAGAGACCUUGAUUGUCUUCCCUGCUGAACAACAAGUCGUUCGCCGAAAUCUUUGGCGAUCGUUGUUCGUUCUGGAUCGCUUUCUAAGUAUGUCACUUGGUCGCCCGAUGGCAAUAGCGGAUGAAGAAUGCUCCGGAGAGGUUCUCAAUCCAUCGUCAAGUUUGUACUCUGCGCCACUGCUCGAUUCCGACCAAUAUUGCACGGCUGGGCUAGAAGCUGCCGUUCGCAGCUGCCAUGUGAUGGGAUUGAUACUCAAAAAAGUCUAUCUGCAACGUAAAAUAUCAACCAAACUUGCCCAAGAGCUUGCAGACCAGUGCAGGCGCUGGCCAGAGAAUCUCUCACCAGCUCUACAUUGGCGUCAGGCAUCCCGCCAGGACCGCAGACAAGCCAUUGCCAUUCUCCACACCAAUCAAGCCUAUUGCCAUUCGAUCAUCUUGCUCACGCGACCCUUUUUUCUCUACCUUCUCAGUGCAGAAAUCCAACAGACCCGCCUUGGCGCUGGCCAAUGGCUUAAACGAUCUCGAGGCCGAAUGGAGAAAUUCUCAGAUGCCUGUUUGAUUGCCUCGACACACACUAUUGCCAUUGUUCAGAAUGCGUAUGAAGGCCAAUAUCUCCCUAAAAUCAACCCAUUCGUCACUUACUGUCUCUUUGCUGCUGCGCUCAUCAUCUUCUCCAACGAAUUCGCUCGCCCGGCUUCAUCGGACCCACUGACCAAGCAAUGUAUGACUAAUUCGAUCACAAUCAUGUCUUACUUCGGCGAGAUGGAUCCACAAGCGAAACGUACUGCUCACGUUCUCAUAGAAUUCCGCAACGUCAUAACUGGGCACGGAAAGUCGUCAGCUGUUCAGCUUCAGUCCCCUGCCUAUCAGACCCCUCUCCCGACCUUGACGCCAGGACUGGACGCUCAAAAUAUUCCGCCUCAAUUCGAGUCUGGCUUCGGUCCCAUGCUCCCGCUACCAGGGGCUACCAUGGCACCCUCUGGGACUCCUAUUCCCGCUUCCAGUACAAUACCGAAUCCAUCGGACCCCGCUACCUUGGACCCACCCUCCAUCCAACGAGAAGAUUCCUUCUCGGGGCUUCUGGAUCUGACAAACACGGUGCUUCCAAGCCACUCUGAAUUUGGUUCUUCGGGCACAGACGAAUUGAUCGAUUUCGAUUCGCUAUGGGCAAGGCCCAGCUCGACGCCCAUACCUUCGCCCGGUCUCGGAACUGCGGGUGGUGCGCAGGCUAGGAACGGUAAUGGCAAUGCGGUUCAGGGGUUCUUUGGUGCUCUUCCGGGGACGCCCUUCUUCGAACAAAACUAG